Molecule: messenger RNA, 6882 nt
Organism: Drosophila miranda
Lineage: Eukaryota; Metazoa; Arthropoda; Insecta; Diptera; Drosophilidae
Exons: 18
Coding region: 1496-6754 (1752 amino acids)
Source: RefSeq, a predicted model, not a curated record
GCUCAGUUUCGUAUUCGUGUCGGAACGUGGCGCUACGGUCUGCUCAAGGAUACGCGGAAACCAGGCAAAUCAAGCAACGAAACGUGUGGGACCCCAGAAAAGCACAACUGCCAACUGCCAACGUGUGCGAGAUUGCGUGUGAGUGUAUGUGUGUGUGUGCGCGCUUGUGAGCGGGUCGGAUCGUGUGUGCCGCCGUUUUGGUCCCGGCCGUUUAAUUUUAUUAGCGUGCCGCGAUGCGUCAUGGAAAUGGCAGACAAAACACACACAAAAAUACAAUAAAUGAAAAAUUAAAUAUUAAUUAAAUUUUGCAUACGAAUCCAGCAACGAAUGCAACGAUUCCGCGAGAAGUGCUGUUUUGUCGGUUAUUGUUGUUUGUUUCUCGAUUGAAAUGUUAAACAGAUAUUAAAAAUUGAUGCAAUCCCACAAAUUUCGGCUACAGACCUGCUGCUGGUCGGUCCGGUCAGACGAGGCCUGAGUAUAGCCAGGAGUAACCUCUGAACGACGUUUGCCAUCGACAUUGGCAUCCAGUACCAUUGGCCCUGCCACUGCCAUUGCCACUGGCUCUCUGGCAUCUUCGCCAUCAUCAUUCCGGGUGUGCGUGUAUAUGACUUUAUUAAAAUUUUAAAUCCCCCAUCGCUGCUGACAUCGAAAGUACAUACUCGUGGAACGCGCGUGUUCAACUUGCCGUUUUUACACAUUGUUUGUGGACUUUCAUAAAUAUAUAUCGCCUCGCCUUGUACUGGUGUUCGUUCCAGAUUUCAUACUCGUUUGUUGUUGUGCUUAUCGCGAUUACUGCGCGGCUCUCGAACAUAGUCCGGAGAGUAUUACCUACCACCUACAUACAUCAGCUCCAUAUCUGCAACGUGCCUACAACUCGGACACAGUCGACGCGCGUCCACCAACUUAUCCGACAAAAAAUUGGAAUCGGAAAAGUGAAAAGCUGAAGAACUAAACAAUGCAAGAAUUGGAGAAAUUCUCACACUUCAAUGCCACGAAACACGGCAGCAAAAUCAUCAGCUGCAGCAGCUUCGCCAAAGUUAUGCUCCGGGCAAAAAGUGUAAAUGAAACAACUUAAUUAGUAGUUGCAGGUCUCGAGGAAAGCGGCACGCGCUCCGUGCCCAGAAUCAGCUCCAGCUCAAGCUCAAGGAGAAGGAGAAAGUCGGUCGGCAUUACAACGAAUUUUAGGAAAUAUUCGCUUGCCCAUGCUGCUUCAUUAGAACGAGCGAAAGGUUUAAUGCGAUCCCGACCCAGGCAUCCUUUGAGCCUCAGCAGUAGCAGCAGGAAAAACUUUUGUUUUCGCGCUCGCUUCUCUUUGUGUGUAUAAGUGUGUGCCUGCGUGUGGGUGAGAGUAGCUGAAUUUUUUUGAGAAAAUUAAAUUGAAAACAACAUCAGCAACACACAAUCACCAGCCCCAACGGCAGUGAAAGCAGCGAAAGCAGCGAAAGCCGCAAAAUAAACGAGCACAACCUGCAUAUAAAUUAUUAUACGCUACACAAUGGAUUUGGUAGAAUUGAAAGCCAGAGCGAACCGAGCUAAAAGGACUUCCACAAUGCACGUAACAACUUCCUAUGCCAAAGCCAGCGGACGCUGCUGGCAGCGCCAUUUGGCUUUAUUCACGCUCUUCCUAUUUGCGGCUCACAUCAAUAUAACUUCCGGUCAAAUCGAUUGGGACGACGACGACGAUCCAGUCUCCACAGUGGCCGUGGAGGCAGUGCUGGGACGCACCGCAUCCCUGCCGUGCGACAUAGAGCCGGAGGCGAAGGACGAUCGUGUGUAUAUGGUCCUAUGGUUUCGUGAGAGUGCUGGCAAACCACUUUACAGCUUUGAUGUGCGUGGGCGGCCGUUUGAGAAGGCCCUCUACUGGUCGGACACCAACUCAUUUGGGCCACGUGCGUAUUUCGUUACCGGACAGCAGCCGGCCAAGUUAUCUGUGGACAAUAUACAGCUGGAUGACGAGGGCGUUUACCGCUGUCGCGUCGACUUUCAGAACUCACCCACGCGCAAUCAUAGAAUUAACUUAACGGUUAUUGUUCCUCCGCAUCAAAUACUCGUGUACGAUGCCUCGGGUCGCGAUGUUGCCGGCGCUGUGGGUCCGUUGCUCGAGGGCGAUAAUAUUGUGUUGACAUGUGAAGUGCGUGGCGGUCGCCCAGAACCUACUGUCACAUGGCUGAACGGCACACGGACUUUGGAGGCUGGCAGCGGGGUCUCGAUGGGCCGGCAUGUGACUGUCAAUCGACUGGAGGUACACCAAAUCUCGCGCUCUGCCCUGAACAACACGUAUCGCUGUCAGGCAUCCAACACGAAGCUGGUGGCACCCGUGGAGCGCAGCAUACGCAUCGAAAUGUUACUCAAACCCACAUCAGUCAAUUUAACCAAUAAGUUGAAGGUCUUCUCCUCGAGCACGCAAUACAAUCUCACCUGCAUUGUGGCGGGCUCGGUGCCGGACACGGAAAUCAGAUGGACACAGAAUAAUCGGCCCUUCAAACGUGGCAUGCUGUCAACGAGCCAGGGCAAUGGACGAGUUAUAUCCACAUUGACAUUUCAUCCACAACCUGAGGACGACGGCACGAUGCUCAAGUGCGAGGGCUCCAAUCCACGCCUGCAGAACUCAGCCAUCGAGGACUCGCUCAUGAUGAAUGUCAUUUAUCCGCCGCAGGUCACCUUGUCGCUGGGCUCAACGCUGCGUCCGGACGACAUCAAGGAAGGCGACGACGUCUAUUUCGAGUGCCACAUCAAGUCCAAUCCCAAGGAGCAUCGCAUCAUGUGGUCGCAUGACGGCCAACCGGUCACCCAGAAUGUCUCGUGGGGCAUCAUCAUAUCCACACGCUCCUUGGUGCUGCAGCGAGUGGGGCGCGUCCACUCGGGCUUUUACGCCUGCUCGGCGGCCAACGAUCGCGGCGAGACGCAGUCGGCUCCAGUCAGCUUGAGGAUACGCUAUGCGCCCGUCUGCAGCAGCAGCAGCAUCAGUGUGAUUGGUGCCUCGCUGGAGGAGGCCGUGCCCAUACCGUGCCGCGUCAACUCAGAUCCGCCCGAAAUCGAUUUCGAAUGGACAUUCUCAAGCAGCGGCGAGCAUUUCGAGGUGCCGUCUGGACAUUAUGCCACCAUACAGGACCCCACCAUGACCACCACCAACGAUGUGAGGCGCACCAUUGUGGAGGCCAACGAGACGCACUUCGAGAGCUAUGUGGAAACGGUCAGCGAACUGAUCUAUACACCCAAGGGUGAGCGGGACUAUGGGACGCUGGCCUGUUACGGCCGGAAUGCCAUUGGCAAGCAAUCGGACCCGUGUCUGUUUCAGGUGGUGCCGGCAGCCAAGCCGGGGGCAUUACGGAAUUGUACGCUGCGUCCGUAUGUGGUGACCUCCGCCUCGCUGAAUUCAUCGAAUCAGACGACAAUGCAUGCCAAUCAAAUGUUGCAAACACAAUACGGCAGACACGAGUCGAAUUACCCGCAUAUGGAGUACGUACGUGAGCGCCAUAACAACAACAGCGGCAAGAAUGCCACUGGCCACCGGAACAAUGCUUCCAAUAAAAAUAUGAAGGGCAAAACAAAUGCUGGCCACAUGAAAUCUAAUAAUAAGCAGACACGGCCACCACCCCGACCAGAGGCCCUGCCACUGCCACAGCCACAGCCACAGCCAGCGGGAUAUGUCCUCAGUCAACAGCAAUUGCAGCGCCUCAAAAAGCGAACGUCAUUUACACCGUCCCAGACAUUGGCAGCCAUCGAGAGCCAGCGCCAGAGGAAGCAACAGCAGCAGCAACAACAGCAGCCGCCAGGAGCCAACACUGGAAAGUCGUCCAAGGCACUGGCCAACGAUAAACAGGCUGAUGGAUUGCCGGCCAAGUCGCCAAAGCAGCGCACGCGACGAGCCAGUAGCCAAAGCCAACAGAAGAGACAACAGAAACAACUGAAUUCAGGCGGCACCAAGCUCGGGCUCGGGCUUGAGCUUGGGCUCGGGGCAUCAAUAACAACAAGCCAGAAGAUGCCGCCGAGCCAGAGUCAGGCAGCAAAAUCAAAUUUAUCAAUGUCACAUGUAGAACGGACUGGAGUGGUUGCUGCAGCAAGGGAUGGGGACAAUGGCAAACUGCCAGCAAAGUAUUUUAAUAAGCGACAGAAAAACAUGCACGAACAGAAGAAACAGAAGAAAGAGCUGGAGCUCCUGCAGCAGCAGCAAAGGCGGGGGGCAAGCGUAAACGAGCACAACAGCAAUAUAAUCCAUCAUUAUGCAACGCCAAAGCGAGGAAAACGGCAGGCAGCAAAUGACAUCUUAGCAACGGUGGCAGCAGCAGCAACAUCAGCAUCAGCAGAAGCAGCAUCAUCAUCAUCUUCAUCUUCAUCUUUAGUGGCAGCUACAACAAAAUCAGCUGCGACAAGAGCCGCCGCCACAGCCGCCAUAGCAACUGAAAGGGAGGGCACAGGCAGCAGCAGCAGUAGCAGCGUUGGAGUCGAGGACAACAUGCCCACAAUGAGACGGGCACGCAAAUCUUUGGCCAUCAUUGGCAGUAGCAAUGUCAGCAGCAGGGUGAACAAGCAGCAGCAGCAACAGUCGAUGCCGCCAAAUGCACCGCAAAUAAGCAACAAGCCAGCGGCAGCUGCAAUUAGCGGCAACAAUGUAAAGGAAACAACGGCAUCAGCAGAAGCAGCAGCAGCAACAGCAACAGGAGUCCGGGUAGAAGUCAAAGACAAGCCAGCCUCUAAUGAUCCUGCCAAGACAGAAGACAAUGCCGAGGAGGAUGAGAAUAAUGAUGAUGAUGAUGACGAUGAUGAUGAUGAUGAUGAGGCAGACACAGAAGCCGAGGCUGAAGCUGAGGCAGAGGUGGAGCCGGAGCCGGAGGAUGAUGACGAUGCAGACCUGGAUGAAGAUGUUGCCGAGCUGCAAAGGGAUGCCGAGUACAUGGCCGAUGGGCCCAGCGACUUGGACGAGUAUGAGACUGUCGAGCAUGUGGAUAUGUUGUCACUGGAGCAGCAACUGGACCUGGAGUCGCUCGAAGAUAAUGUCGAUGCUGAGGAUGAUGGUGACAAUGCUGAUAUCGAUAUCGACGACGAUAUGUACAACGUUAGCGAUGAUGACUUUGUGGCCAGCGUGGCCCUCUCCACCUCCGACACAACAACAACAACAACAACAACCACAAUGAGAAGCGUGACCACAAUGCCGGUGAGGGCCAGCACUCCACCCGCCUCCGCCGAGUGGCAGCAGCCGCAUUUCGACUAUUCACGCAUGGAGUACAGCUUUAGCAAUGGCGUAGUCACGCAGAGCCUGCUGGGUGUUGGAGCAGGCGGUGUGGGUGGAGGUGGAGUUGGAGCAGCAGCCGCACACGAUGGCCAGUCCGGUGGGGGCACCAUCAAUUUUGAUAAUUACGACAACAUCAUCUACUCCACGAUGGAGCUGGAGUGCAUGCCCGGCUACGAUGGGGGACUGCAGCAGCAGUUCUUCCUGGAGGCCUACGACUCCAAGACCAAGAAGCUGCGCCUGAACAUGAGCAGCACAUACGUGGAUGUGCCAGUGUUUCGAAUCGAUCUGACAGAUCUGAUGCCCAUGGACUACUUUCCCGAUGCCCAUCCGGCCUUGCAUUUGGUUGUCUACAGCGUCAAUCAGAAGGGUCGCUCCGAGCCGAUUGUCCUCGAGAAUGUGCCCAUCAAUGAGGCGGACAAGCGUUCAGACGGACGCAUGGGCCUGUCAAUCUUACCCCUCGCAGCUCUGCUUGCCGGAACCCUCUUCACGGUGGGCAUAGCCGUGCUCUCCGUGGUGGUCAUUGCUGUGCGUAGGCGUCGCGGCCCAGGAGCCCGGAACAUGUGCGACGACAAGGACAAGCAUUUGGGCAUGGAUGUGACAGUGACGGCACCUCUGGAAACAGGUGCUGGUCAUCAGCGGCUCGUUGUGGCUUACACUUUGAAGCAGGGCAUUGAAAAACAGCCGGACAUACUGAGUGCGCAAAAAAGCGCAACUGGCAGUGACACAUCGUCGCCGCUGGGAAAUCGGCCGAGUGGUUUAUUUAUGGGCGGCGGCAGUGGAGGUGGAGGUAGUGCCGGCGGCGCUUCGGCCGCUCCCAGCUCCGGCAACGCUGCGAGCCAUAAAACGACGGAUUAUGAUGUGAGUGCACCGCACCUGAGCAGCCCGCCCUCCCAGUCCAGCACCCUCCGGCUGGAGAGCGAUACUGCCGCGGGCGUUGCCAAGGGGUAUCAGACAUCAUCGUUGGGUGGGACGGCCACGGCUCCCCCGCUCCUGUACGAUGCCAUGCCCACGCUCAGUCGCUACGAGCAGCUGGGUCUCAACAUGGGAAACUAUGCUGUCGGCGGCGGUGGGGGUGGUGGCAGCAACAGCACGCUCAGCUCUGCCAGCAGCACCGUUAACGCGGCAAGUAAUGCGCUGGCCAACGGUGCGGCUGGUGGGGGAGGGGGAGGUUCGAGCAGCCACUACGCCCAUCACUUGCAUCAUACGUUGCCCCACAACAUGGCCCAGCAGCCCACAUCGGGCCACAGUCUGCAGCGGGGAGGCCAUGAUCCGACACUCACCCUGGCCGACUACCUGACCACCAGCAGUCUGAUAGACUACAAUUUGAGCAAGGCAGCAGCCGCUGGAUCGCCGAUGGCGAUGCCCACCCACAUGACGCUGCCCAAGGGCCUGGGCCUGGGCUCGGUGAUGGCCGGGACGAGCCUGUCGCCGUCGCAGCUCAACACCAUCACGCACAAGUCCAGUGCCGGACGCAAUCACAUCAUCACGGACACCUUGCCCGGACCCGAAAGCUGCGUCUAAGCGCGGUCGCAUGAGGGUACGAAUGAGGGUGCACGAACUCGAAUUCCUGGCAUCAAACAAAAGACUGGCGCACAAACACUAACCGAAUCAGAAGCCGACUCAAAGUAAGACAAUGAUAGCGGACGCGC